GAUUAAAGAAUCCACAUCGGUUGAGGGAAGUUUGUUGUCAGGUGUCGAUACAACGUUACUUCUUCAAGAACCCGAAUCUCGGUCCGGUACCAGCAGCUGCACUCUGAACCGGGCUGACAGGAGAACAUGAGCUUCUUAUUUGGGAAUCGUUCAUCUAAGACGUUUAAACCGAAGAAGAAUAUUCCAGAAGGAUCUCACCAGUAUGAGCUCCUCAAACAUGCUGAAGCCACGCUUGGCAGCGGGAACCUGCGUAUGGCCGUCAUGCUUCCAGACGGAGAAGAUCUGAAUGAAUGGGUGGCCGUCAACACGGUGGAUUUCUUUAAUCAAAUAAACAUGCUGUAUGGCACCAUCACAGAUUUCUGCUCGGAGGACAGCUGUCCCGUCAUGUCAGCCGGACCGAAAUAUGAGUAUCAUUGGGCAGAUGGGACCAACAUUAAAAAGCCAAUAAAGUGUUCUGCUCCCAAGUACAUCGAUUAUCUAAUGACGUGGGUUCAGGACCAGUUGGACGACGAGACCCUUUUUCCUUCUAAAAUUGGUGUUCCAUUUCCAAAGAACUUCAUGUCAGUGGCUAAGACCAUUCUGAAGCGUUUGUUCAGAGUUUAUGCUCAUAUAUAUCAUCAACACUUUGACGCAGUCAUGCAGCUGCAGGAGGAAGCCCACCUCAACACGUCUUUCAAACACUUCAUCUUCUUUGUACAGGAGUUUAACUUGAUCGACCGCAAGGAGCUGGCGCCCCUUCAAGAUCUGAUUGAUAAACUAACAACUAAAGACAGAUAAACAGUGAAAAGUAGAGAAAGAGAGGGAAGUAAUGAUGGAAAAACAGUGAUCUUACUCCGUCUUCUGACUACCACUUCUAUCUUUUGUUUUGUACAGAUGAUUUAAGCCCCACAGCUCAUGCUAGGCGAAGGUCAGCAAAUACUAACGCUUACAAAGGGAUCAAGCCUGUUAAGAUUAAAAGGCUUAUUUAGAUUAUUUUAUUACUCCUCAAUGGCAGUCAUUGAGCCUGGUCUUGAUGCCUGGUUGAAAUGGUUACCACUACUUAUUCACACUUUAGGUUAGUUAGUGGUCACUGAAAGAGUGCGAUUUAACCCAAGAGCAUCGCACUUAGUAUGUACUAAAAUGAUACCAUGUGUUAUCAUGGUGCUUGUAUCGCGCAAAGCAAUGAUUUGGAGAUUUGCUCAGUUUCGCUAGUGUGAAUGUUUUAAAAGUUGUAAUGCUGACAUCAAAAGGAUGCAGUUAAAUAGUCAAAGUCUAUUUUCCUAUGCAAUAACUAUCACGUUAUUUAUCCUUACUGACGUUAUCGCACAAAAUCGUUCUUUGUAGUUUGUUUCUCCAUUUAUGCAUUUCUAAGCUGUGGAUUUGGUAUUGAUUACUAUGAAGGGCUCUUAAUUUAGCAAGGUUUGGAAUACUAGUGCAGAAUAUCGCUACACCGAUGGUUUUUGGAAAAUAUCGGCCUUGAUUCUAUGAAGUAGCUUGUUGUUAUUGAAUGAUAAUGGCUCAAAGACUCUUGGUAAGUCAUUUGUUUUGCUUAACUCACACCAACUAGUUCAUUUAAAUAACUUUGUUGAUUUAAUAUAGUUUUAUUUUGUUUCUUCCUGAGUGCUGUAAUAUUAAAACCCAUUUUAUUAUUAUAAUGUUUCAGUUGCAUGAUACCCAUUUGAGCUGUAAUUAUAACGUCAUUCAUGCAACAUACUGAAAUGGAUGUGAGCAAAUUUAGCUUUUGUUUUAUUAGUCGUUUAUAUAAAAGAUUUUGAGAAAUAUUUGGCAUUUGGUCCAGAAGUGAGUGACUGUGGAAUUUUCAUCUCUUCCUCAAUUUCAACGUUUUUUUCUAUCUUUUAAAGGGAUAGUUCACCUAAAACUUUGCCAUCCCAGAUGUGUAUGACAGACACAAACAAAGAUUUUUAGAAGAAUAUCUCAGUUCUGUUGGUCCAUACAAUGCAAGUGAAUGGUGACCAGAACUUGGAAGGUCCAAAAAGCACAUAAAGGUUAUCCAUAUGACUUCUGUGGUUAAAUCCAUGUCUUCUGAAGCAAUAUGAUAGUUGUGGGUGAGAAACAAAUCAAUAUUUAAGCCUUUUUUUACUUUAAAUUCUCCUCUCUCCCGAGUAGGUGGCGAUAUGCAUGAACAAUGCUAUCAGCCAAAAACAAAAGACAAAUAUAAAAGUGUUGAGAUUUGAGAUUUAUAGUAAAAAAAGGACAUAAAUAUUGAUCUGUUUCUCAUCACCCUA
Molecule: messenger RNA, 2225 nt
Organism: Xyrauchen texanus (razorback sucker)
Lineage: Eukaryota; Metazoa; Chordata; Actinopteri; Cypriniformes; Catostomidae
Gene: mob1bb
Product: MOB kinase activator 1Bb
Exons: 6
Coding region: 127-777 (216 amino acids)
Biological process (GO): hippo signaling; positive regulation of protein phosphorylation
Cellular component (GO): nucleus; cytoplasm
Molecular function (GO): protein kinase activator activity
Source: RefSeq, a predicted model, not a curated record